Messenger RNA from Plasmodium gonderi, 933 nucleotides. Its product is annotated as variable surface protein. The record is from RefSeq and is a predicted model, not a curated record. Bases 1 to 933 code for a protein of 310 amino acids. NCBI's taxonomy places the organism in Eukaryota, Apicomplexa, Aconoidasida, Haemosporida, Plasmodiidae. The transcript has 3 exons.
AUGGAUUCCACCAUAAAUCCAAAUCAAGACUUUAAUUUUGAGGAAAUAUUUCCCAAAUGUAGAAAUAAUUUUAAUUCUUUUAACAAGUAUAAUACCUGGGAAUAUAUAAAUAAUUAUUCAAAGUUGUGUAAUGAUUUUGGACAGAGUAUAAAUUUGAGAUAUGGUGAAGUUGCUUUUCAGGACAGUUGCAUUAUACUAGGUGCUUAUUUAGAAAGCAUAAAGGACAAAAAAAAUAGAGAUUCAGAAUUUAACAUAAGACCAUAUUGUAAUUAUUUCUAUUACAAGCUAAAGGCUUUAGUGAAAUUAUAUGAAGCCGAGUGCGAUACUGCAAAUGACUGCUACACUAAGUGGAUGCAAAAAAGACAAGGCGUAAUUAGAAUAACUGUGCCAACUGUAUGUAAUAACAUUGAUGUUCAGAAACUUAAUAAUUCUAUAUUUGACACAAUGAAAUAUCUUGAUAAACUGUUUGAAAAUUUAGAAGAGUUAAAAAGAUAUAUUAAUAGAAAAGAUUUUAUUCAAGCGAGCCAAGUAGCUACAAGUUGUAAAGAAAAAUAUGAAAACCUUGUUGUAAUAUCUAAAAGCAUGAAUAACCAGAGUUUUAUUAAUUUAUUAAAUGAAUAUAAUGAAGAUUAUGUUCAAUUUAUUAAUAAAAUAAAGGAGCAAGAAGGAAUACAGAAAAUGGCACAAGUUGCAACUACUACAAAUGAGGCAGGUGUAGUUUUAUUAACAUUUUCAAUAAUAAUAAUAAUGUUCAUUCUAUUCAAAUAUACACGUUAUGGUAUUUACUUACAAAGGAAACCAGGAAAAUUAAGAAGAAUGAUGAGAAAAAAAUAUAAAGAAUAUCUAAAUUUAAUGAAUUCAAUUGAAAAAACAAGAAAUGAUAGUAUUUAUAGAAAGCACAAAAUAUCAUAUGGCACACAUGAUUACACAUAA